UGCUCAUUUGGCGUUCUGCGCGCUCGAGGAGAGAACGACAUGUAUUUGUCCUGGAAGAUAAUGCCAUAUUGAAGGAUUUUGUUGUCUAAAGAUAAGUUUGUCUUAUGACAAUUAUUAAUUGUCCAAUAGUUGUCAUCAUUUCAGCUGCGAUGAGCGAUGGAGAGAGAGAGAGCGAGAGAAAGGAACAGCUGUGGUAGACAGUGAAGGGAGGAGGAUCUCAGUGAGAGUCAGAUGCUGCACCAGGCAGGAGAAGACAGAACCAUAGACAACGUUCGGUAAAGAGGAUGACCAUUGCAAAGGAAUACGAAAUAUGAAGGAAUUUCUUUGUGUGCUGGCUUAAUAACAGAUCAGAAUGGGAAAUACAGAUAGUCAGUACAGCAAUUUCCUCAUCCCUGGUAAGGGAAAGUCUAGUUCCCUGAAGCUGCACACUUCUAAAGAGGAGGCACUCUCUCCACACUCUUGGUGGCGGAGCUCCCAGAGCACCUCUGGAUACAAGGACAAAAAUGUUUUUUCACCACACAAGAACAGCAAACCGUACAUCUCCCGGCAUUAUGACUGCAUUAAGGGGGGAUCUAGUGACAAAGUACAUUCAGAGAGCCACAAAGACUAUGACAACCUUUUAUUCCAGGGAAAUGGAUUCUUUGUAGGCUACAGACAACAGACUGGAAGCCUCCAGGCCCCUAUGAGGAGCACCAGUUCUGAACUUAAAGACAAUAAAAGCAGUCCCAAAGUUCUUUUUCGUGAAGAUGGAAGUCUAAGGGUUGAGUUUACCAAUGCACGGAGGGAUCCGGAUGUUGAGCUGUCAUUGGGCAGCUGUCUCGGUGGACCUGUUGAUGCUAUCCAAAGGGCCAGUAAUGGGAGUUCUCUUAGCUCUGAGGAUUCAUGGUAUGACUCGCCAUGGGGGAAUGGGACAGAAGAUCUGUGUGAUAACGUCUUCACCACCGGCCAACCUUCGGACAACAGUAGUGGAUAUACCACACUCUCAUCCACACGUACGGUGGACUUUGGAUGUUUUAAUGGCUACAAUACAGAGCAAUCUGAGAACCUUAUGGGUAACCUCACCUGCCAACCCACAGUUCACGACAGUCAAUAUACAAGCAGUGGUUGCAAUAGUAAUGGGUACAAUGCUAACCGCACUGAGGGGGACAGUGGCAUUGGAGACUCUGUGCUACUUCAUUUGGAGCAUAAUGGACUAUCUAACAUUUACACAAACCCCAACAUGACUGUGCCAUUCCCCACUGUGGGCAUCCUUGCAGCGGAUCAACUUGAGGACGCUUCUCGACUCCAAGCCUCACUAACCUCUUCUCAGGAUGAAAUUCCGAAAACACAGAAUUACACCUCACAAACCCUGCCAUGCAGAAAAGCAGUUCCCGAUGGGAACACAAGGAAGGACUCGCUCAAGAGUCGCAUCCGCCGCCUCAGUGAUUGGACAGGAAGUCUAAGCAGGAAAAAGCGAAGGCUGCAGGAACCAAGUACUCUGGACUUUACAGAGGUUGUCAGCUGUGGAACUGGGGUAACACUAGAGGAAUCCAGACCAUUUUGGAAUCCAGUGUCCUCCCAGACACAGUUGGACUGCUCUGGUUCCUCAACGGGCCCAUUUGGGCUGCAGAACCAGAGUGCGGCCUUGAGGCAGAACAUUUAUGAGAACUUUAUGCAAGGCCUAGAGACUGGAAGCAGCAGUGGAACUGCUGAUGGACUCCAGGUCUGGGAGGGUGAAGGAGAAAGCAGCAGUGGCUCAAUGGGCUCCUUAGAGCAAAUGGACUUCCUGUUUGAGAAGGAGCAAGGUGUUGUGCGGAGGGCUGGUUGGUUGGCUUUUAAGACCCUCAUUACGCUCCACAAGGACCGCAAACUGGAGCUGGUAGCAAGACGCAAGUGGAGGCAGUAUUGGGUCACGCUCAAAGGCUGUACACUUUUGUUGGGUGAAUCCAAUGGAAAGACCUCCCCUGAGCAGGAAUGCACACCACGGUACGCAGUGCUUGCUGAAGACAGUAUUGUACAGGCAGUUCCUGAGCAUCCCAAGAAAGAGCAUGUCUUCUGCCUCAGCAAUGCCUAUGGAGAUGUCUAUCUCUUUCAGGCUGCAAAUCAAACAGACCUUGAGAACUGGGUGACGGCCAUCCAUUCUGCCAGUGCUUCCCAUUUGGCUAAGCGUCAGGGGAAGGAGGACACUCUGCGUUUGCUGAAGAGCCAGAGCAGAGCUCUCCUGCAGAAGAUCGACAUGGAUGGUAAAAUGAAGAAGAUGGCAGAGCUGCAGCUAUCUGUCAUCAGCAACCAGAAGAACAGGAAGGCUAUUGAGAACCAGAUCCUGCAAUGGGAACAGAACCUGGAGAAGUUUAACCUAGAGCUCUUCCGCAUGCGCUGUUACCUGGCUAGCCUGCAGGGCACAGAGCUGCCCAAUCCGAAAAGCCUGCUAGCCACUGCGGGACGUCCAUCUAAAAUGGCGUUAGGUCGUCUGGGAAUUUUUUCUGUCUCGUCCUUUCAUGCGCUGAUAUGCACUCGUAAUGAGGCCACCCUAAAGAGACGAUCUCGCUCUCAUCCUCGAGGUAUGCGGAACAAACAAGGACUGCUUUUUUCUUCACAGAAGGGAUUAGACAGCCUGAACAAAUGCAACCGGGAAAAAAGACAGUCCCUGUCCCAGAUAUUUGAAGGAUGUUCUUCUGGAUCAUUUGGUCAUCCAUCUACGCAAAGCAGCUCAGAGAAGCUGGACGGCUUUCCCAGAUUGCAUGUAACAGCGCCACCUGAAGGUCACCCGUGGGAAUGCAGUCAGGAAAGCCGGGUGUAUGUGCUGAUGCCGGACACUCAGCUGGUCAGUGUGCCAGUCAAACAGGACUCUGUGGUUGCUGAUGUUCUCUCAGUGGCCUGCAAGAUAAAGCAGCUUGACCCAGCUCUGCACUGCCUGCACAUGAGGAGACAUUUGGGACAAGAUGUGGAGAGAAGCACUCCAGCGCCCACAGACCUCCUAAAGACCCUGGUCUAUGAUGAACUGGAAGUUUGGCCUGUGAAUGUGUUGACCGUAAACAUGUCCCGACCGGACACAAGCGUAGACUUUGGUUUUGCGGUCACAGGUCAUGUGGAUGGUGCCAGGAGAAGUCAUGUGUAUGUGAGCGAGGUGAAUCCUGAAGGCCUGGCGUCUGUUGAAGGUCUGAAAGCUGGAGAUGAGAUCUUGACUCUAAAUGGCGUGAGCGUGGCUUCUCUCGACCUCGGCUUCAUGCAGAGCUUCUUCAGCCAACAAGAACUCCAUCUUGUCCUCAGACGCGAGGAUAACAGCACAGACGACCAGAGCUCUGUCUGGCCAGACUGUGACCCCUGUGACCCUGAGCGACCCCAGCCUCCUCGGGUCAACAUCAUUCACCUGGAGCAGUGGAGCACAGCUCCAGCUCAGGAGUUUCCCGAGGUCUCCGUAGCGUCUGCUUUGGAGGAGCUGACCGAUGAGACAGAGCGGGGCGGAAGGAACCCAGAGACGGUGUGUAAUCUCUACCAGACGUUCCCAGAAGGCUCUGUUCUCGUGCCGGAGACCCACAGGAACCCUUACUCCACUGAAAAUGCUCUUUGCAGAUCCUCUCCACGUCACAUGUCCGUCACAGAGCGCCUGCGCAUGGUCAUUCAAGAGCUGGUGGAAACAGAGAAAUCUUAUGUCAAGGACCUUGGAUCUCUGUUUGAGAUCUAUCUGAAGCCAUUACAAAGAGAAACCUUCCUCGGUCAUGAUGAGAUGGAGUCUCUGUUCGGCAGUCUGCCAGAGAUGCUGGACUUUCAGAGGGUUUUCCUACAAACCCUAGAGGAGAGGACAACUUCCUCACCGGAGUACCAUGCACUAGAGACGCCAGAGAAACUCAAGAAGCUCCUCUUCUCCCUGGGCGGAUCGUUCUUGUACUAUGCAGAUCACUUCAAGCUUUACAGCGGCUUCUGUGCCAAUCACAUUAAAGUGCAGAAAGUGCUGGAAAGAGUAAAAACAGACCGGGCGUUCAAAGAGUUCCUGGAGGCGAGGAACCCCACCAAACAGCACUCGUCCACCCUGGAGUCGUACCUCAUUAAACCCGUGCAGAGGGUUCUGAAGUAUCCUCUGCUGCUGAGGGAGCUGGUGUCUCUCACCGACCCCGAGAGCGACGAGCACAGACACCUCACAGAGGCAUUAAAGGCUAUGGAGAAGGUGGCCAGUCACAUAAAUGAGAUGCAGAAGAUCUACGAGGACUACGGCACAGUGUUCGACCAAUUAGUGGCAGAGCAGAGCGGCCCUGAGAAGGAGGUUAGUGAGAUCUCCAUGGGAGAGUUCAUCAUUCACAGUUCAGCACUCUGGCAAAACCCUCUGCCCUCUUUGGGCCGCAUGAGAAAAGAACCUGAACUCACCCUCUUCCUCUUCAAGAGAGCACUAAUUUUGGUGUAUCGGGAAAGCAAGUUAAAGAAAAGAAUGACGUCUUCACGGCCCGGUGAUCUGGAUCCUUUUAAAUUCCGCUGGCUCAUUCCUGUUUCAUCCCUUCAGGUCCGACCUGGAAAUGCAGCAGGGUCAGAAAACCCUUGUUUUUGGGAAGUUGUUCACACCAAGUCUGAAGUGGAGGGACGACCAGAAAUGUCCUUUCAGCUCUGCAGCAGAAACCUGGAGAACAAAGCCAAUGCGGUGAGGACGAUCCGCACUCUUCUGAGAGAGAACGCCAAGCGGACGGCUGCUGUCGACAGACGGUUUAAAGAUCUAAAUUCUAACUUCACCUUCCCCAGAAGAAGCCACCCAGGAGCGCUUAGGACAAACUCCUGGCAGCGGCUGCCGCCACAGUCUGACGGGCCUAAAGCUUCAGACUCCGAUGAGGGCAGACUGUUUGAUGGAUACGCUCACUCCGAACCUCCCCUCAGGCCCUCCAGAGGCCAGAGAUCCACAUUGUGCUCCCUGACUAGCGUCUUGGAAACUCAACUCCAGAGACUGAACUUCGUAGAGGAGCCACAAGGAAUGAGCAAGAGCAGUACCGGCAGCCUUCAGGGCAGUCAGGUGACUCUUCUGGACGACACUUCAGGUCUGGACCUCAACACCCUGCUGGCCAGGGACUACAGCGUGCAGAGUUUUGGAUCGGUAGUUAAUGAGGAUUGUUUUUACGAUACGGUCACAGGCAUCCAAAAAGCUGCCAUUCCCACCUUGUAGAGGAAGCUGGUGCUAUAAAGAUUAAAUGCACUAAAACAUGAUUAUUGUGCCUUGAUAUGAAGAGCUUUUACACAGCCAGUUUUAUAUCAGCUCUGUCACUAAAUCUAGCGAGCUGCCUACCUGGAUGCCAUUUUAAAGCAUAAAAGGCAUUAUAAUUAUGUUGCCUUGGCUUAUAAGGCAUCUUGGCUCAAGUUCUAAAGCAGUAUCACAUGUGUUCAUAUCAGGAAUUAUCCAAGAAAGCGACUAUAAAUAUACUUAUCCAAUACUGGGAAGU
Messenger RNA from Carassius carassius (crucian carp), 5396 nucleotides. RefSeq names its product rho guanine nucleotide exchange factor TIAM2 (gene tiam2b). Gene Ontology annotation, cellular component: membrane; synapse. The record is from RefSeq and is a predicted model, not a curated record. Gene Ontology annotation, biological process: positive regulation of axonogenesis; small GTPase-mediated signal transduction; activation of GTPase activity. NCBI's taxonomy places the organism in Eukaryota, Metazoa, Chordata, Actinopteri, Cypriniformes, Cyprinidae. Gene Ontology annotation, molecular function: protein binding; guanyl-nucleotide exchange factor activity. The transcript is spliced from 26 exons. Bases 353 to 5122 code for a protein of 1589 amino acids.